This is a messenger RNA of Nematostella vectensis (starlet sea anemone), 2436 nucleotides long. Its product is annotated as U2 small nuclear ribonucleoprotein auxiliary factor 35 kDa subunit-related protein 1. Gene Ontology annotation, molecular function: pre-mRNA 3'-splice site binding; metal ion binding. The transcript has 15 exons. The record is from RefSeq and is a predicted model, not a curated record. Gene Ontology annotation, biological process: mRNA splicing, via spliceosome. Lineage: Eukaryota; Metazoa; Cnidaria; Anthozoa; Actiniaria; Edwardsiidae. Gene Ontology annotation, cellular component: U2AF complex; spliceosomal complex. The coding region runs from base 49 to 2181 and encodes 710 amino acids.
UGGAUUAUUAUUUGGGCGAGAAGGCUGGUACAGAGCUAUCAAACCAAUAUGGCCGCCGAAGAAGACGGCGCGAAACAUGAGGAAGGUCAAGCAAAAGAGGCUUUACAGCGGCAGAAAUUAAACCACAAGCAGUUUCGUCGGCUUAUUUACAAAGAGAAACGUCGAGUGAAGAGGCAGCGAGAAGCAGAAAAACGAAAGGAACUCGAAGAACAAGAGAGAUGGAGAUUUGAGAAUGAUGCAUAUUACAGGGCAAGAGUGGAAGCCAGAGAAAAAGCUGCUGAAAGAAAACAAAAAGAAGAGGAAGAAGAAAGAAAAGUGCAGGAGCGUUUGUGGCUUGAGAGAGAGGAGAUAGCUCAACAAGAAUUUCAAAGGCGACUUGAGCGGGAAGAGAAACGGGAACAGGAGAGACUUGAACAAGAGAGCAGGAUCCGUGAGGAAUGGGAGGAACAAGAGAGAAAAGAGAAAGAAAGACAGGAGCGCAAACAGAAAUCCAUCAAGGAAAAAGAGAAUGCAGUCUUCAAGGAGCUUGACAAGGAACAAUCAACUAGCCAGGGCCAUUCUAAAGACGAGCCAUGGCACAAUCCCCUUGCUCCAAGCACCAGAUCUGCAAACUUUGGCACAGAGCAGGAUACUGUAAACUGUGCCUUCUACCUCAAGACUGGAUCAUGUAGAUUUGGAGAAAGAUGUUCACGACAACACCCUCGCCCACCUUCUAGCGUCACCCUUCUAAUUCCUGGCAUGUACCAGGACAUCCAGUUAUACCAGGGAAUGCUGGACGAAGCAGACCACGACACAGGGCUUGAGUACGAUGACCACGAGUCGUUCGAGCGCUAUGAAGAAUUCUUCAAUGACGUCUUGCCAGAGUUCGAGAAAGCGGGCAAAGUGGUACAAUUUAAGGCGUGCUGUAAUUACGAGCCCCACCUGAGAGGCAACGUCUACGUCCAGUUCAAAGAUGAGGAGAGUUGCGCCCGUGCGUUCGCUGCGUUUAAUGGCCGAUGGUACGCUCAGAAGCAGCUGUCAUGCGAGUUCUCGCCCGUCACGAGGUGGAAGUCUGCUAUUUGCGGGCUGUUUACUCGCAAACGCUGCCCACGUGGCAAGAAUUGUAACUUUCUACACGUGUACCGUAACCCUGGCGACGCCUUUCGUAACAUGGACCUCGGCAGAGAUGACUUGAGCCCAGGCCGCACGCCCUACUCGGAGCGCGGGUCCGAGCGAGGAAGCACUAGGGCAUGGAGGCGAGAAGGAAGCGUGCGUGAAGAUCGCGAUAGACGUGCACAUAGUCGUGACAGAGACCGGGGUAGAACGACUUCACGUGAUAGAGACUGGGAUGAGCAUCGUGAAAAAUACCGUGAUCGUAUUCGUGAACGAGAUAGAUUCGGUCGUGAUAGACGUGAACGCAGUGAGCGAGAUCUCGAACGACAAAGUCGUGACCGUGAUACGCGGCGUGGCCGUAAUUCAAAACAUGAUCGAGAUAGGCGUGACCGUGAUUCAACACAUGAUAGAGAUACGCGUGAUCGUGAUGAAGAUGCGCGUGACUGUGAUCGAGGUACGCCUGAUCGUGAUUCAAAAUGUGAUAGAGAUACGCGUGACCGAGACUCAAAACGUGAUAGAGAUACGCAUGACCGUGAUUCAACACGUGAUGAAGAUACGCAUGAGAUUGAUAUACCCGAUGGUCGAGAGCGUGACCAUGAAGACAAUCGCUCACGUGCUUCAUCACGAGCUUCGUCACGUGCAUCAUCACGUGAGCGUGACGCACGAAACCGCGGUCGGUACAAGAUUGAACGUGACGCAAGGAAACGCGCUUCAAGUGAUAGCGAAGACAGUACAAGUAAAGAAGACCGUCUUCUUGAUGAGGGCAAAAGUCGUGGUCGUAGCCACAAGUCUAAGAAGAGGCGCAGGCAAGACGGGGAGGAGACUGGGGAUGACGCUAAUGGCACCGCUGAUACACAUGACAGAACCUCUCCUGAAAGUGAAGGCGGGGAAAACAGGGAAACAGAGAGGACCAAUUCGCUUUCGCCACCUUCACAAUACAAACAUCGGCAUUCUCACAAACACAAGCGACGUCUCAAGAGUAAGAAACACAAACGCCACUCAAAGCACAAGCGAAAGAAGGACAAAAAGAGCAGUAGCUCUGAAGAUAGAGACUCGUCUCAUGAGAGUAGUGAUAAGAAAGAGGUAUAAGAAGAGAGAAAAAUAAAAGAAAAUUUUGGCUCAUGGCGCGCACCAUGUUUUCUCUGGCGUGCACAAUAUUUUUCUAUUUUUAUUCACACCUAGCGCGUCAGCUUUUGCAUUUUGUUUCAGCUGUCUGAGCUGUGCCCCAUAUAUUUCCGCUAAUACCGUCGUCAAAUCCCCUUUUGUAAAUGCUCUCGUAGGAGUUUCGGAUAAGUAUCGGAUAAGAGGCAGAUGAUGACGUAAAUAAAACAAACUUCUCAAAAA